Molecule: messenger RNA, 960 nt
Organism: Colias croceus (clouded yellow)
Lineage: Eukaryota; Metazoa; Arthropoda; Insecta; Lepidoptera; Pieridae
Exons: 6
Coding region: 1-960 (319 amino acids)
Source: RefSeq, a predicted model, not a curated record
AUGCAUGCAUCUUAUCCCAAUAAAAGGACUCCUAUUCAUUGGGACAGAUUAAAUUUAGAGUACCCCAAGGAACCUAUUCAAGAGGAGAAAAAUUAUAGCAGAAACUAUAACAUCACCAAUGAAUUGACGAGAUCACAAACAGCUUUGCACUAUGGGGUAAAACAACCUGAAAGAGAAAGAUACAGUAAAAACACAUCAUGCACGGAAAAUUUAUACAUCUAUCCUCCUCCCAGAACGUUAACAGAACGACCACCGUCUCACAAAGCACACGGUAUCACAGAAACUCAGAGAUCAUUCGUAAAACAAAUAAUACCCAGUCGACUUGUUACUGCCAAAGAACACUUUCUUCAUCCAGCUUCAUUGCCUUUAGAUCCGCCUUCUAUAGAACCAUUUAACAAAGGGAUCGAGCCUUUGGACACUACCCACGAGGGCUUCGAAAAAUUAUUGGAUCCGUACCUAACCACUAGCAGGCUCCACCAUCGACCUUUCACUGCUGAACAAAUGAACAGAAUCUCCAAUACCAAUGAUAUUAUGACUUAUUACACAUACUCCAAUACUCCUUGGAUUCGAUCGCCAAAGCCAUCUAUUGAUAAAUGGCGUCUACCUCUAAGCCGACCCAAAUCGAUGUACGAUAAAUCGAAGUUCAAGGAAGUUUUCCGAGAAAUAAGAACGCAUAAUAAAUUGCAAUGGACUCCUAGUUCAUUCCGUACGGAAACAAGAGACAACUUCAAGACUGUACAAUCAAGACCUGAAUCUGAAGUUUACGAUUUUGAAGAUAGGAUAAGGAAUUUCUAUCAAAGUUCUAUAGCUCACUUACAGUCAAAUAUACCAGAAGAACAAUCGCUAAUACAAGCAAAUUAUUGUACAGAAAACUCUACAGUUGGAUCAAGAAAACCUUUAUGUUCUGUAUUUGACCCUUAUACGGAGAAGAAUAAACGUGUAGUUAGAAAGGGACUUUGA